AGCACCUACCCAAGCCAUGUCCUCUAUGGCAUCCGUGCAGAGGGCAGGGAGCACCUCCUGUGGCUGGAGAGGAACAGGGCCCUGCUGGGGCAGCACUACACCGAGACUCACUACUCUGCAAACGGCUCGGAGAUCACGGAGCAGCCGGACACACAGAAAUCAGGUCCGGUCCAAAAAGGUCCCCGGUACGUGGAGCUGGUGCUGGUGGCAGAUAACCAGGAGUUCAGGAAGCACAAGGACCUGCGCACGGUGCAGAACCGCAUGAAGGAGAUCGUGAACCACGUGGACAAGCUGUACCAGCCCCUCCGCCUGAGGGUGGCCCUCAUUGGCCUGGAGGUGUGGAACCACAGGGACAAAAUCACCGUCAGCCCCAACCCCGAGGUGACCCUGGACAACUUCCUGCACUGGCGGGAGUCGGAGCUGCUGAGGAAGAAGCCCCAUGACAAUGCCCAGCUGAUCACGGGCGUUGAUUUCCAUGGCAACACCGUGGGGCUGGCCAAGAAGCUGGUGAUGUGCACCAGGGACUCGGGCGGCGUCAACCAGGACCACAGCACGAACCCCAUCGGAGCUGCCUCCACCAUGGCCCAUGAGAUGGGGCACAACCUGGGCAUGUCCCACGACGAGGACGUCGCCGGCUGCCGCUGCCCUGUCCCCAAAGCUGACGGGGGCUGCGUCAUGGCAGGGAGCGUGGG
Molecule: messenger RNA, 692 nt
Organism: Zonotrichia albicollis (white-throated sparrow)
Lineage: Eukaryota; Metazoa; Chordata; Aves; Passeriformes; Passerellidae
Source: RefSeq, a predicted model, not a curated record